Molecule: messenger RNA, 1259 nt
Organism: Sabethes cyaneus
Lineage: Eukaryota; Metazoa; Arthropoda; Insecta; Diptera; Culicidae
Gene: Rae1
Product: protein Rae1
Exons: 3
Coding region: 108-1193 (361 amino acids)
Biological process (GO): transcription-dependent tethering of RNA polymerase II gene DNA at nuclear periphery; RNA export from nucleus
Cellular component (GO): nuclear pore
Molecular function (GO): ubiquitin binding; RNA binding
Source: RefSeq, a predicted model, not a curated record
UCAUUACUGCGUAGUGUGUAAAUAUAAUAUCUUUACUAAAAUUUCGCAAGCUUGCCAUUGUUUUUCUAUUAAACCCUGUUAUUAUAACUCAAUUUUGAAUUAACGACAUGUUCGGCACACCGACGCUCGGUGCCGCUUCGGCCUUUGGUGGAACCGCGGCCGUGGCACCGUCCAAUCCGAUGAAGGAUUUUGAAGUAACCUCUCCCCCGGAGGACACUGUCUCGGCGAUGGAGUUUAGCCCUAGUACGCUUCAGCAGAACUUUCUGAUCGCGGGAAGCUGGGAUUGCAGUGUGCGCUGCUGGGAGGUGGAACAAAGUGGCAAAACGGUCGGUAAAUCCAUCAAAACCAUGGGCGGUCCGGUGCUUGAUGUGUGCUGGGCAGAUGACGGUAGCAAAGUGUUCAUCGCAUCCGCUGAUAAACAAGUUAAAUGUUGGGACUUAGCUUCAGAUCAAGUAGCUCAGGUGGCUCAGCACGAUGCUCCGGUUAAAACAUGCCACUGGGUCAAAGGAACUAACUAUACCUGUUUGAUGACUGGGUCGUGGGAUAAAACGCUCAAGUUUUGGGAUACGCGAACUCCCCAACCCAUGAUGUCCAUUCAAUUGCCGGAAAGGUGUUACUGUGCGGAUGUAGACUACCCGAUGGCCGUAGUUGGAACGGCCAACCGACACGUGUUGAUCUAUUCAUUAGAGAAUAAACCGACUCAAUACAAACAACAGGAGAGUCCUCUGAAGUAUCAGCACCGUACCGUUUCGAUCUUUCGCGAUAAGAAGAAAACUCCCACGGGAUACGCGCUGGGUUCCAUCGAAGGACGAGUGGCUAUACAGUACGUUAAUCCAAUAAAUCCAAAGGACAACUUUACAUUUAAAUGUCAUCGGUCGAACGGCUCCAAUGGUUAUCAGGACAUAUACGCCGUCAACGAUAUAGCGUUCCACCCGAUUCACGGUACUCUGGCGACGGUCGGUUCCGAUGGAACUUUCAGCUUUUGGGACAAAGAUGCUAGGACAAAAUUGAAGUCAUCGGACACAAUGGACCAAUCCAUAACGAAAUGUUGCUUCAAUGCGAACGGACAAAUAUUUGCCUACACCGUCGGAUAUGACUGGUCCAAAGGGCAUGAGUAUAACAAUCCGCAGAAAAAGACCUAUAUAUUCCUGCGUUCUUGCUACGAAGAGCUUAAACCGAGGGCAACUAACUAGAACUUAGUUUGAAGUGUAAGUCAUCAUGCGUGUUAAAUUCCACAUUUGCUAGCAUUAAACAUUUCC